AUGGCGUGCCCGGCAGGUUACGGCUCCAUGACACGGCCUACUACAGGCGCCCAUGAGGAACCGCACAUUUUCGAGACCAUCGCGGAGCCACACGAGCUCAAGAACUUUGUCCACGACGCCAUCUACCUGACAGGCGGGCAGUUCGCCAUCUUGUGCCAGUUUGCGCACCCGGGGCUGGCCGAAGGCUCGUACAAGCAGUCCAACUUUGCGAAUCGCAUCAUGAACCGGCUCAAGACGACGGCGCGUUUCCUCAACGCUGCCGUCAUCGGCACGCAGGCCGAGAAGGAGGCCAUCUUCAGCGUCAUCCACAACGCGCACGCCGACGUCAAGGGCGAGUCAUACUACGCCGACGACCCAGAGCUACACAAGUGGACCGCCGCCACGCUCUUCGUCUCUCUCGUCGUCGUGCAUGAUACGUUCUUCGGCAAGAUGUCGCGCGAGACGCAGGAGCGCCUGUUCAAGGAGUCGGCCGUGUACGGCACCUCGCUGCGCAUGCCGCCAGACAUGUGGCCCGAGACGCUCGACGAGUUCUGGGCCUACUGGGACCACAACAUCCAGAGCCUCGAGGUGACCGACUGGGCGCGCAGCCUGUGCCGCGACCUCCUCUGGCCCAAGAAGAUGCCCGUCUACCUACUGCCCAGCCUGCCCAUAGCCCGCGUCCUCACCAUGCACUGGCUUCCUGAACGGUUGCAGCGCGAGUAUAACCUCAAGAUCACGUCCUUGAAUACAGCCGUCUUCCGCACCUUUGUGACGAGCACGGCGUUCGUCUACCCCAUGAUUCCCAGGGCGAUCAAGUCUAUCCCGGCAAAGUGGUACAUAAAGGAUAUGAAGAAGGCCGUCAAGAGGAUUGAGGAAACAGGGUCGUGGUAUGACCAGAAGGGAAGGACUUAG
Messenger RNA from Microdochium trichocladiopsis, 891 nucleotides. RefSeq lists its product as uncharacterized. The record is from RefSeq and is a predicted model, not a curated record. Gene Ontology annotation, molecular function: oxidoreductase activity. The transcript has a single exon. NCBI's taxonomy places the organism in Eukaryota, Fungi, Ascomycota, Sordariomycetes, Xylariales, Microdochiaceae. The coding region runs from base 1 to 891 and encodes 296 amino acids.